Molecule: messenger RNA, 1302 nt
Organism: Pichia kudriavzevii
Lineage: Eukaryota; Fungi; Ascomycota; Pichiomycetes; Pichiales; Pichiaceae
Exons: 1
Coding region: 1-1302 (433 amino acids)
Biological process (GO): cell differentiation; regulation of transcription by RNA polymerase II
Molecular function (GO): RNA polymerase II cis-regulatory region sequence-specific DNA binding; DNA-binding transcription factor activity, RNA polymerase II-specific
Source: RefSeq, a predicted model, not a curated record
AUGUCGACUCAUCAUCAAAGUGUCCCAUCUCCACUAAAGGUGUCAUUGCCUCCAUUAUCGUCCAUAUUGAAUUCUCCUAGAGAAUCAUCGUUCAAAUAUUCAAUGAUAAACACUCCAGUUUCAAGUACUAAUGCUCAUUCCUUUAAUACUUCAAACACAUCAAUUCUAAACUAUUCCUUGUCAUACAAUAAUCCAAGAAAGUCAUUUCCCCUACCUUCUAUUGACCAUUUGACUUCUCCAACGCUUCGCAGGUCAAUGCCUAUUCCAUUGCCUUCGUUGAGUUCGAAUCAAAACAAGUCUUUCUUACCGGUCACUCCAUUGAAAUUGAAACACCAACAAUCAGUCCCAAUAUUUUUUAAUCAGUCGACUCCUCUAGUCACUAAAUCAAAUCCAUUGUUGGAUAACGAUACUAGUUUCACUUGUUCGACUCCUUUCAAAUUAAAGGAAAAAUCGAAAUCGGAAUCUUGUAUAAUAUCUCCAUCAAUGAAUACUCCUAAGAACUUAACUUUGAAAUUGACAAAUUCAACAACUAAUUUGAAAAAAAGGAAAGCUUCAGCUGAAGACAAAGGCUUUGCCUUUAUCUCUCAUUCACAAGAAACCUUCUUAUCGAACGAACCUGAUAUAGAUAAUGCUCGUUUGGCAAGACGUAAAAGAAGAAGAACCUCUCCAAACGAACUGGCUAUUCUAAAGAAUGAAUUCAAAUUGUGUUCAACUCCUAAUAAGGAGAAGAGAAUUGAGAUUGCUAAUCGUGUCGAUAUGACGGAGAAGGCUGUUCAAAUUUGGUUUCAAAAUAGAAGACAGGCUUUGAGGAAGAACAAGAUUUUACAGUUUGAGGAGGUCCUCAAUAAGGAUACCAAAGGCAACAUCGAUGUUAAGGAUAGUAACGAAGUUAAGGACAACAACAAAGUUAAGGAAUCUGAGAAAAGUAAGGAAGAUACAGAAUUAGUGGAAGUUAAACAACAUGAGGGAUUCAAAGAGUUGAAGGAAACCGAAGUUAAAAACAAUCUUUUCCGUGACGACAAUAAGGAGAAUGUAAACUCAUUGCCACCAAGUGGGGUUUUUCAGUCCACACCAACUAAAAAGAAGCCUUUGAAUGAUAUAACAAACCAUCAAGAAUGCCAUACUUUUAAGUUUAGAUCAACUGAUUGUGGCUUGAUCCAACAUAACCCUUCUUCCUCGAGGCGACAAAAACCAACAAUGAGGUUGAAGCUUAAAACAAACGGAAAUACCCCAACUUCUAGUUCUGAAAAGAUAUACAAUUCAAACUUGUUUCAAACUAUUGUUGUUAAUCAAAAAGAAUAG